AUUAAAAAAAAAAUGACGAAGUCUAUCUUUAGACCUAUCGUUAACCUACGUAGUUCAGAGAGGCAACCUGGACCAAGUGCGAUCCCCUAAAGAUUCCUCUUCCUCGUCCGAAAUAAGUGACCCGGACUUUUUUGAGGAGCAAAAUGCUUACAAAUCGGUCCCAUGGAGUACUGUAUUUAAUUACGUACCUCUUAAGUCACACUUCCCAAAGACAAGUCAUAAUUGUAUUUGAUGACUCUGUGUCAGACUUCUCAGACAUAGCAAGAUCAAUACAAGAAGCCAUGAUGGACAGCAUCCUCCUGAAUUACGAGGACGACCUAGCUGGCCUUGAAGUCGUUCUGAGGUCGACCUUGUACUCUGAGGAAAUGCGCAACGUGGUUCUCCUUUGUUCCCCUGGGCAUACGAUGAGCAUCUUCGACAAGGUCCGGAAAAGAUCCUUGGAAUCGCCUACACUCCGAUGGCUUGUCAUCGUGGAAGAGGAUAUAAGAUCGUCUCUGCAGCCCAUUUUACGUGAAGGAACUCAGGUAGCAAUGGCUGUCCGUAGCUCUGGGGCAAAAUACCUUCUCUUUUCUUCGGAAGUCGAAGCAGAUAACAAAAUUGGGUUCAAACCACAGGGGAUAUGGACACCCCCAGGAAGCCUAGGCUUGCCUCAGUCUAGGAACAUUUCGAUUUCCAUACCACUAAACUCACUGAAGAAAAGUAGUACUCCCUCCCCACGCGAGCAGAAUCCAGCUAUUGGAAAGACCAACAUUUCUCGACAACCUUUUCCUCCAAAGCCCGUAUUAUUCCCUUCUUUGAAAUCCCUCUACAAUGAUUUCCAAGGGCGCCACCUCAUCGUAUCAGUGGUCAGCAACAUUCCCUUCUUCAAACUACUGCGUCUGGACAAUGGAACAGCCGUUCCUGAGUAUGGGAGCGAUUUCCAAGUGAUACAGGCCCUUGGUCGUCGCUUGAAUUUCACAUAUGAAGUACAGGAACCGAGGGACGGUCGCUGGGGCGGGCCAGAACCUGAUGGAACUGUCAGUGGGAUGGUUGGAAUGGUGGCGAAUCACACCGCUCACAUGGCCAUUGACGAAAUCACCAUUAACGAGCAAAGAGAAUCUGUAGUCGACUUCACAACGCCUUAUUACUUAGAAGCUACCACGCUAGUGUCCAGGGCUCCAUCCAAGAAGGAUUCUACCUUCGCUGUUUUUCAGCCUUUCACGCAGUCGGUUUGGAUAUUCCUAAUCAUUAUGACAGCUGUCAUUGGCCCUAUCGUCUCUAUUAUCAAAAUAUGCUGUCACAACAUGCAGAUCGAUUACCUUACUCCUACCUUUGGAAACCUUUGGGGCGUUUCCAAUAUGAUGAGCCGGGACAAAGAUCAUCACCGCGAUGUCGAGAGGCCAACUGCUGACAAUUGUGAAUCACUAAACUCUUCAAAACUAGACUCAAAAACAUCUCAACACUCACAGCAAAACGAGAAACUAAAUGGUUUGCGAAACGUUUCAAAACCUUUCAAAAAAGAACCCAGAUAUCCCAAACAAACGUCAGAGAAAACCGAUUAUCAAAGUCAUCUGGCGUCAGAUUUUGAAUACUCGAGGAACCAACGGCAAGAGCUUCUUCUCGGCUACAGCUUCAACAUGGUAAGAAGCCUCGUUCUGCAAGGGAACAGGAUUGAGGAUAACGAUGACCCUGUCAGGAUUAUCCUGGUGUUCUGGUACGUUUUCUGCCUCGUCAUUUAUGCUUCGUACGCAGGGACAUUAACGGCCUUCCUGACAAUUCCGUCCUACGAGAAGGCCAUAGACUCGCUCCAGGAUCUCAAGAGAGCUUCUAAGGACGGCUUCGUUCCUGCGGUGCAAGCAGGAACCAGCAACGAGUAUUUCCUGAAGUCUGCCAAGUCGGGCAUUUUCAAAGAGCUAUGGGAUCUGACCGAUCCGGAAAGGAGUUUCCCACCGAACGGCAAAGUGGGCAUUGAACGGGUGUUGACUCAGAAGAUUGUCUACAUGUCAGCUAACCUGAACAGUGAAAUCAGGACCAGUCAGAAAGGCAGGGACCGCUUCUACCUAGCCCGUCAGACCUUCUUCCCACAAGGAUACGGCAUCGCCUGCAGGAGGGGCGCGCCCUACAUACAGAAGUUCGAUGAAGUCUUGGUCUCAAUGAUCCAAGCAGGUCUGGUCAACAAAUGGGUUAAAGACGAGGUUAUGAAGAUCCAGAGGUCAAGCCAGGGUCAGCGAGGUGACAGAGGUCAACAGAGUGAAUCACUGGCUCUGUCGCUUGAACAUCUGAAGGCAGCUUUCUUCCUCUUGCUGGUGGGCCUCUUGUUCUCAGCUGCUGCGCUUCUCUGCGAAAUUCGAAUACGGAAAAAGUAAUAUCCCAG
Macrobrachium nipponense is the source of this 2353-nucleotide messenger RNA. RefSeq names its product glutamate receptor ionotropic, kainate 2-like. Lineage: Eukaryota; Metazoa; Arthropoda; Malacostraca; Decapoda; Palaemonidae. Gene Ontology annotation, molecular function: ligand-gated monoatomic ion channel activity. Gene Ontology annotation, cellular component: membrane. The coding region runs from base 144 to 2345 and encodes 733 amino acids. The transcript has 14 exons. The record is from RefSeq and is a predicted model, not a curated record.